Echinops telfairi (small Madagascar hedgehog) is the source of this 1174-nucleotide messenger RNA. RefSeq names its product fructose-bisphosphate aldolase C-like. The record is from RefSeq and is a predicted model, not a curated record. Gene Ontology annotation, molecular function: fructose-bisphosphate aldolase activity. Gene Ontology annotation, biological process: glycolytic process; fructose 1,6-bisphosphate metabolic process. Lineage: Eukaryota; Metazoa; Chordata; Mammalia; Afrosoricida; Tenrecidae. Gene Ontology annotation, cellular component: cytosol. The transcript is spliced from 2 exons.
CCUGAGCUGUUCCCUGGGCUGCUGCGGCCGCUGCCAACUUGCUGCGCACAGAGAGCCAUCUUGAUUCCAGAGAGCCGCCGCCAUGCCCCACUCAUACCCAGCACUCUCUCCCGAGCAGAAGAAGGAGUUGUCGGACAUCGCCUUGCAGAUUGUGGCACCAGGCAAAGGCAUUCUCGCUGCAGAUGAGUCAGUGGGGAGCAUGGCUAAGCGGCUGAGCCAAAUUGGGGUGGACAACACCGAGGAGAACCGCCGGCAGGACCGCCAGGUGCUGUUCAGUGCCGACAACCGAGUGAAGAAGGGCAUUGGAGGCGUCAUCUUCUUCCAUGAGACGCUCUACCAGAAAGAUGACAAUGGCGCCCCCUUUGUCCGUACGAUCCAGGACAAGGGCAUCGUCGCGGGCAUCAAGGUUGACAAGGGUGUGGUGCCUCUAGCCGGGACUGAUGGAGAAACCACCACUCGGGCUGGAGGGCUCUCAGAACGCUGUGCCCAAUACAAGAAGGAUGGUGCCAACUUUGCUAAAUGGCGCUGUGUGCUGAAAAUCAGCGAGUGCAUCCCCUCAUCACUUGCCAUUCUGGAGAAUGCAAACGUGCUGGCCCGCUAUGCCAGCAUCUGCCAGCAGAAUGGAACUGUGCCAAUCGUGGAACCCGAAAUCCUGCCUGAUGGAGACCACGACCUCAAGCGUUGCCAGUAUGUCACAGAGAAGGUCCUGGCUGCGGUGUACAAAGCCCUGAGCGACCAUCAUGUUUACCUGGAAGGGACCCUGUUGAAGCCCAACAUGGUGACCCCUGGACAUGCCUGUCCCAUCAAGUAGAGCCCAGAGGAGAUUGCCAUGGCAACGGUCACUGCCCUGUGUCGUACUGUGCCCCCCACCGUCCCAGGUGUGACCUUCCUGUCCAGGGGUCAGAGUGAAGAGGAGGCAUCGCUCAACCCUAAUGCCAUCAAUCGCUGCCCGCUUCCCCGGCCCUGGGCUCUCACCUUCUCCUUUGGGCGUGCCCUACAGGCCGCUGCACUCAAUGCUUGGCAAGGGCAACAAGACAAUGCUAAAGCCACCACUGAGGAAUUCAUCAAGCGGGCUGAGGUGAAGGGCCUCGCAGCCCAGGGCAAGUACGAAGGAAGUGGUGAAGACGGUGGAGCGGCCGCACAGUCCCUCUACAUUGCCAAUCAUGCCUACUGA